Molecule: messenger RNA, 1374 nt
Organism: Hydatigera taeniaeformis
Lineage: Eukaryota; Metazoa; Platyhelminthes; Cestoda; Cyclophyllidea; Taeniidae
Source: the annotation of a GenBank genome assembly
AUGUACAGGCGAUCCCGACUGGUCGGCCUUUUGUUGGCGUUGAUGUUUUGUGUUUUUGCGUUUCUUACACUCUUGCAUACCGUUUGCUUCGCAAAUGAGAAGAAUGUCUUAGUUCAUGUCCACACACUGUUCCGUCAUGGCGAUCGAACCUCAGUUACGCCGUAUCUUUUUGAUGGAUAUGAUCCCUUUAAGGUAUGGCCCGACGGACUAGGCCAACUGACUCAAGAGGGCAUCGAACAGCUAUUCCUUUUGGGAAAGUGGCUGAGAAACAAAUAUAGCUCCUUUAUCGACCGCAACUACAAUGUCUCUACUUUUCGCAUGCGUAGUUCAGACUUGGACCGUUCUUUGAUGUCGGCAGAAGCGAUGAUGGCUGGCUUUUUCCACCGAUCAAAUUCUUCACUCAGUAAAUAUGGACUGCAUUGGCGCCCUAUUCCAACUCACACAGUGCCAACAACAACAGACACAUUAUUAUCAUUUCAACCAUGCCCGCGCAUGGCUCAACGGAGGGAGGAGUUGCUUCAAUCAAAGGAGGGUAUUGAUUUAUUUAAGCAGCAUAAAAAGACAAUUGACCAUGUGGGGACUUCCUAUGGAAUUAAAAACAUCACUUUGAUUGAUAUAUGGGGAAUCGCUGAUGACCUCUUCUGCCUACGAUCACACAAUGCCUCUCUCCCGAAAUGGUGCACGCAAGACGUGUUCCAAGAACUAGACACGAUAACAAACAAACUUUUUAGGUUGCUCUAUACUGAUCAGGAGAUCCUCAAACUAGCCGUAGGCGUAUUUCUGAAGGAUACGUUUGACCGGAUGGACGAGUACAUUCACAAAAACACAUCUGAAUUCUCUUCAUUGGAGAGCUUUCUUGCUUACUCUGCGCACGAUACGAAUGUCGCACCACUGCUCAACGCACUAGGCGCCUAUGCUGACUGGGACAGGCCACAAUAUGCCGCUCUCAUCGCAAUGGAACUCUUGGCUCCCCGAACCGAUGCCCUUCCUAACGGUGGUCAUCUAUUGCGACUGUAUUACAAGCGUGGGUGGAAAGACGAGACAGGCUCAUACGUGCCAUUCAAUGCGUGUCGCGACCGUGAAGCGAAGGAAGGCUGCGCUUUCGCACUGGUGCGCGAAUCGAUAGCGUCGUUAUUGCUGUCAACUGAGGAGAUUGAAGAGGCUUGUAAGGCAGAGUGGCUGCCCUCAAGAUAUCGGCUGAUUGUGGCGAUCACUCUUUCUACAUUCCUUGCCAUACUUUUCUUUACUCUUGGGGCCGUCCACUGCGUGGUCUGGAGGCAGCGCUGCUGGCAGCGUAAUCAACGAGGAAAUAACUUUGGAGGUGCUAGCCAGUUGCCCUAUUCACCACUUGUUUCGUCGCCCCCCACUGCAUAA